UCACACAAGGGAAGUUUUUGUCACGGUGACAGGGAGGAUUGUCAGUUACUUUAUUUCCAGUCUGAAAAGUUAAUGAUAACCAGCCUGAAAUACUAACAGAGUACAUGAAGUCUGGACAUAUGCACUGUAAGGUCCAUGCAGUAGAGAGAAAAUGGGAACUUUGCUUCAACAGCUGACCAGUGGCAAUGUUCUGCUCCUCAUUGUUGUUUUGGGAAUUGGAGGAAACUUUCAUCUUGGCUACCAUGUAACUGGACUGAGUUCUCCCUCACCAUACAUACAGAGCUUCAUCAACAGCACCUGGUAUGACAGAUAUGAAGAGUUUCCAUCGCCACACAUGGUCACAAUGAUCUGGUCUCUUGUUGUCUCCAUGUUUUCUGUCGGGGGAGUCUUUGGUGCUUUUAGUGUCAAAUUUUUUACAAGCAGGCUGGGAAGAAAAAAGGCGAUGAUCUGCAACAACUUUAUUGCCAUUAUUGCAGCAGGGAUCAUGCUGACAAGUAAAUGGGCCAAAUCAUUUGAAAUGAUUAUUGUGGCAAGGAUCCUGUAUGGCUACUCAUCAGGGUUGGGAGCGAGCCUCCAUUUAAUGUAUCUCAUGGAGAUUUCACCCAGAAAGAUAAGAGGGAUAGUGACUCUGACUUCAGCGACUUUUGGCUCACUUGGCAAACUGUCUGCACAGUUGUUUGGAUUAAGUGAGAUUCUAGGUCGUGAAGACCAGUGGAACAUUGUCCUCUUUGUCCCUGGAUGUUUCUCAUUGGUUCCGAUAAUGGUGUUGCCUUUACUUCCUGAGUCUCCCAGAUAUCUUUUCAUAGAGAAAGGUGACGACAAGGAAUGCAAAAAAGCUCUCCAGAGUCUGUGGGGCCAAGGUGACUACAAACAGGAGAUGGAUGAGAUGUUGAUUGAGCAAGCGGCCAUCGAAGCAGCUCCACCUAAAAACCCUCUGCAGCUGCUGAGGGACAGAACUGUCCGAUGGCAGCUCAUCUCCAUGUCCGCCAUCUACUGCUGCAACCAGCUGUCAGGCAUGCCUGUGAUCAGUACCUUUUCUUUUGACAUCUUCCGUAAUGCAGGUAUUCCAAAAGAUAAUAUCCGUUACAUGACUGUUGGUCUUGGAAUAGCUGAAAUCAUCACCUCCAUCUCCAGUAGUCUUUUGAUUGAGCACAUAGGAAGGAGGCCGUUGUUCAUUGGGGGUUACGGUACCAUGUCUGUCAUCUGGGUGUUGGUCACUGUCACACUCAACCUGAAGGAUCCAAGCUACUGGGUUCCAUACAUUACUGCUGCUUUGAUCACUCUCUUCAUUAUCUCCUUUGGUGGAGGACCUGGAGCAGCUACUGGUACGCUCAACACUGAGCUCUUCAUCCAGUCUGAUCGGCCGGCAGCUUUUGUCCUCGUGAUGAUGCUGCGCUGGUCUACAGCAAUAUUACAGGGCCUAACCUUUCCGUUCCUUAUUACUGCUCUAACCACAUACAGCUUUACUCUGUUCGCCUGUGUGUGCCUGCUGGGUUCUCUUUAUGCCUUCUUCAUUCUGCCUGAGACAAAAGGAAAGACUCUGCUGGAAAUCUCAGAGGAGUUCAAAGCCAUUACUGUCUGUGGGAAAUCCUUCUUAGAGGAAAAGACAACAGAGACCAAGUUAUGAGACACAGACUGUUGUAAAUAACAUGAGAAGAAUGGUUUAAUUGAAUCUGGAGAAUGCAUAACAAAUGACAAAUCAUAUAAACAAUAAUGAACUGUAGUAUUUCAUUGACCAUCUUUGUCCAUUAACCUGUUUCAUUUGUCAUACCAUCUUAUCAGGAUUUUGUUAUUUCUGUUCCAUUUUUGCUAUUCUUAGUACAUUGUUGUUCCAUAGCAGAUUUUUCAGUUAAGACAUAUAAACUAAAUAAACAGACAAUACUAACUAGAAAACCGAAAACUUAUAUCUAGUAGUUCAAGACGCUCCAUAUUUCAAAUUGAACUGAAAGAACAGGGAACUUCUUUUAACCCCUAGAAUAACAGCUACACAUCUGUAGUGUUCACAACUGCUGUCAGUGGGUUCAUCCCAAAGAGACAAUGAUCAAGCUUUUAUGCCUUCACCUCCACCUUCUCUUUGUGGUACUUUCAAACUUGAAGUGUUUACUUUUACAUCAUAAUUUACCUUCGGGGUAGAAAAUACACUUCUUACAAAAAAUAAAUGAGAAUAAAGUUAAGUCAUAAGAAACGUAAAUUUUGUUGACCACCACCAGUAAAUCACCCACUGCUCCCUUUGGUCCCUCUGGAGUCUGCUGUCUGUUCUUGGACCACUGAAAUUAAUGUAAACCGCCCCAAAGACCUCAAAACAUCACAGAUCACCAUUCUUUCCCUCUCAUGGACUUUGACUGAAAUCACAUAGAGGUGGGCAUUUUAUGGAGUGUUCUUAAGGGACAUGUUUGCGACCUUUGGUGAGAAUGUGUCACAUUAAUGUUGAGCUUGUUUCUUUAACUCUUAGAAUAUACCAUAUCCUCAGAGUGAGACUGUGCAGCUUAACUGCAAUGACACUAAGUGACAUUAAGUUAUUUUAAUUAAAAGUAACAAACUUAAAAAAAGUGAGUUUCAAUGUAAUAGUUUAAAUAUGCAAUUAUUUUUCAGCUUUUCAUUAGUUUACUCAGGUCAGGUUUGCAAUCAGUCAUUCUAUUCUCAUGGAAGUGUUUGACCAUUAAAGAUGCUGAUACAACAAUA
This is a messenger RNA of Amphiprion ocellaris (clown anemonefish), 2682 nucleotides long. It is a transcript of the gene slc2a9l1, whose product is annotated as solute carrier family 2 member 9, like 1. The transcript has 12 exons. The coding region runs from base 152 to 1627 and encodes 491 amino acids. Gene Ontology annotation, biological process: monosaccharide transmembrane transport. Lineage: Eukaryota; Metazoa; Chordata; Actinopteri; Pomacentridae. Gene Ontology annotation, molecular function: hexose transmembrane transporter activity. Gene Ontology annotation, cellular component: membrane. The record is from RefSeq and is a predicted model, not a curated record.